Molecule: messenger RNA, 1929 nt
Organism: Hipposideros armiger (great roundleaf bat)
Lineage: Eukaryota; Metazoa; Chordata; Mammalia; Chiroptera; Hipposideridae
Gene: LRRC25
Product: leucine rich repeat containing 25
Exons: 2
Coding region: 716-1651 (311 amino acids)
Source: RefSeq, a predicted model, not a curated record
GUCUACUUUGUGUCUUCUUCAUUCUUGUGCUCUGCACUCCACCAAACACCAGUUCCUCUUCCUCUGCAUCACUGCGUACAGAGUCUGAGGAGCACCAGGAACCACAGAGGAUCUGAGAGGGUGCUGGCCACUGUGGCCCCACAUCUAGGUGAGCCACCAUGCAGCCCCUCCACGCUUGAGCCUUCAAGCACCUCCCUGGUAAAGGCAUGGCAGUGAGACCACAAAGCUAGGACAGAGGUUAGAACUGGGUUCUGAGCAGGGGCAGCAAACCUGAGCUGGGGGACCCCCUUUCAACAGCCCCCACUCCACCCACUCCAGCCCAGGACUCCCAGCCACAGGCAGUUUGGGGGUGGGGCUGUUUGAAGGGCAACCCCUCACUUGCUUAUGAGACCACCCGAAAUGUUGGGGCACUGAGCCAAGCCCAAGGGGCUCAUCUGAAAGAGGGGAAGGGGCUGCUGGGGUUAGGUCUCCUCUGAACCCUGGGAGCCCGCUGGGCACAUGGUAUGUACCCAUUCUCCGGAUGCGAGACUGAGCUGGAGGCCAGAGCCAAACAGUGAGGGGACAACAAGUGAGGGGCAGUUUACUAUCAGAAGUGGCCUGAGCUGUUUUGACCUACAAAAAAAAAAAGUAAUAAUAAACUCAAGUGGGGAGGCUGAGGGUGACCACAGGCUGAGGUCAGGGCUUGGAUUCUGGUGUCUCUGCCUAGGUUGCUUGAAUGGGGGGCAUCCUGGCAUGGAUGCUGUUGUUGCCACUGCUGCUGCAGGAUCUAAAUAGCCAGGGAUUAUCCUGCAAUGUGUCCUCAGUGGAAGUGAACUGGACGAUGGAAUUCACGGACACAUGCUUGAACUUCAGUGGUCAAGGUUUGAGCCUGCCCCGGAACAGGUUUCUGCAGGCCAGCAACGUGCUUCUCCUUGACCUCUCUGGGAACCGCCUUCAAAGGCUCCCGUUUUUCUUCUUCUCUCGCCUGGAGAAGCUGCAGAUCCUGAAUGUGACAGACAACCCCCUGGACUCUGUGGACUCAGAGCUGGCAGAACGCUGCGACCUUGACCUGAGGGCUGAUUGCCUCUGUAUCCUAGACCCUUGGCAUAAGGUCCGGCGGGACAACUGCUCUGGCCAGCUGCCUCUGCAGUGCCUGGACACAGGCACUGGUGCCUGGCACAACCUCUCUUCCUUCCUGGAGAUCGGUUGCCCCCCUGGCCUCUCCUCAGCGACCAUUGGGGCACUGGCGGCCAGUGGAAGCCUGUUCCUUGUGCUUGCCAUUGCUGGCCCAUUGCUGGCCUGGAGACUUCGGGCACGCUGGGCACCCAAUAGCCGGGGCCUGGGCAAAACGUGUGGUGCUCAGCAUGGUUCCAGGCCCGGCUCAGGCCGGCAGCCAAGGUACAGUAGCCGGAGCCUCAACCCUAAGCAGCCAGUGGCCACCCUGCCCAGAAGCCCCUCGCCUGACUAUGAGAACAUGUUCAUGGGCCAGCCACCUGAUGGGCAUCAGUGGACCAAACAUGGGACUCACCACCCUUCAGAGGACAGCGACUUCUACAUGAACUAUGAGGGUCCCCAGCAGGCCUCCCAGCCUGUCUACGGCAACCUGCAGUGCCCAGACCAGGCCCCACUGGACGAAGAGGAGUAUGUGGUCCCCAGGGUGCUGAGCCUGUGAUGGCCUCAACUCCAGCCUGCCCCCUUCCAGGUGAUUCGGGGCAUUCCAGAUCUCCGCUGGCUUCAGUCUCCCAGUCUGAAGAAUGGGAACAGGGAAGGACUAUCCUUGCAGCCCCCUCCCCAGCCUUCUGCUCUGUUCCUCAGCCCCCUGGGCUGCUGGAAGGGGUAAAGGAGAGACCCCAACACAGAUACAGGAGGUUCAAGGUGUGAACUCUGUUGUCACCUUCCUGUUGGUCUGCAGACGGUGCUCAAUAAACACUGUGGGGCUGACAAGACUUG